This is a messenger RNA of Zingiber officinale, 642 nucleotides long. Its product is annotated as protein E6-like. The transcript is spliced from 2 exons. NCBI's taxonomy places the organism in Eukaryota, Viridiplantae, Streptophyta, Magnoliopsida, Zingiberales, Zingiberaceae. The record is from RefSeq and is a predicted model, not a curated record. The coding region runs from base 1 to 441 and encodes 146 amino acids.
AUGGCUUCCUCAGUGAACUUCUUACUCUUCUCUUCCCUCCUCCUCACGUCUUUAUCCAUCUCUUUUCCUGAAGUCACUGCAAGAACUCCUGCAACCACAACAACCACAGUAGUCGUCCCUGAGGCGACGCCGGCCGUCCAAGUCGAGAAAGCUGCAAAAUUCAGCACUCAUAAUCAUCCCUCUCCCACCACCAAAUCGAGCUACGAGGAGAAAGAACCCAAAGCUCAGCAAGGUUACAGGAAUGAGAAGUAUGGAAUGAGUGACACAUUGUUCUUAGAAAAUGGGAAAUAUUUUUACGAUCCUGUUGCUGAAAAAGGAUAUGGAUUAUAUGCUGGAAUUGGCUUAAAGGGUGCUAACCAUUAUGUGUACAAUAAUUAUAAUGACGAGGCAAAUAAUUAUGAGAGACAGAACAAUGGAGAAAAUGAAGAGUAUAAUCCAUGAAAGGUUUUGAUUAAUGCAGCAAAUUAAGAGUAAAAUUUAAAAAUAAGUAUGUAAUAGUGAUGCUUUUAUUUGGGGUUUAAUUGAAGCAAUGUUUAAUGUGAAUGAUUGUGGGGUUUGAUGCAAAAGCAUGUUGGAACUAUGUAUGCAAUAGUUUUUAAAUAACCUAAUUCCUUAUUAGUGAUAUUAUAUUAUUUUGAAGGA